Messenger RNA from Ipomoea nil (Japanese morning glory), 804 nucleotides. RefSeq lists its product as uncharacterized. The record is from RefSeq and is a predicted model, not a curated record. The transcript has a single exon. Lineage: Eukaryota; Viridiplantae; Streptophyta; Magnoliopsida; Solanales; Convolvulaceae. Bases 1 to 804 code for a protein of 267 amino acids.
AUGGAUAAAAGUUGGAUGAAAGCUUCUCGAUUGAGUACAGAAUAUGAAGUCGGAGUUAGAGAAUUUAUAGAGUUUGCAAAACGUUAUCUUCCAAAUAAUGAUGCAACGUUUUGGUGUCCUUGUAAGAAGUGUUGUAAUCUAAAACUAUUAAGUGCCAAGGACAUAUAUGAUCAUCUAAUUUGUGAUGGAAUUAAUCUAAAUUAUACAAAAUGGAUAUGGCACGGUGAAGGAGGAAGAGAAACUAGUACAUCUAACAUGUAUGUUGACAACGAAGCAAAUGAAGAUGAUGAGUCUGAAGAUAGGUUGGACGAAAUGUUCCGUGAUGUUGGAGAAGAGUUCACAAAUCGAUCAAAUGAGUUGGAUGAAUUAUUAAAUGAUUCAAAACAGCCUUUAUGGCCCGGGUGUAGUAAAUAUACUCGCUUAUCUGCUGUUUUGAAAUUAUUCAACUUAAAAGCUGGGAAUGGAUGGAGCGACAAGAGUUUUACUGCUUUACUUGAUUUAAUAAACGAUAUGCUCCUAGAAGAUAAUGGACUCCCGAAGAGUACAUAUGAUGCAAAGAAGAUUAUGUGUCCCAUGGGUAUGGAGUAUGAAAAGAUACAUGCUUGUCCUAACGAUUGCAUAUUGUUUAGGAAUGAUUACAAAGAAUUGAAUGCAUGUCCGAUCUGUGGGGCAUCUCGGUACAAAAUAAGAGAGCAUGUUGUUGGUAAGGCAAGUUCGAAAGGGCCACCAGCUAAAGUUAUGUGGUAUCUCCCAAUUCUUCCAAGAUUUAAGCGUAUGUUUGCAAAUCUCAAUCUUGAACUUUGA